AUGAGUGUUUCAAGAAACAUAGUGGUCACAUACUUCACUACUUAUGAGGCCAACCUUGUUCACCUGCGCAAGGCUCAUAGGCUCUGGAAAAAAUGGUUCUGGGCAGUGGGUGUUAAUGACUUGUUUGCUGUUGAUCAGCAUGACAAGUGGCUUAGGUUUGGGCUUGCAUUACACACUGGCAUUGAGCCAUUCUCUGGGUGCAUCAUGAGCUUGGUUAGUGACCCAGGAUCAGAGAACUUCGGUAUUGCCAAUGCACACACCAUGCUCCAUCAGUGGCAUGAUCCAACACUGGAAGCAAAUGAUUUUGGGGCACUGGAUUUCAAAAUCAUUCUUGAACCAGGUGCCAUAGACCAUGUUCACAAUACUUACAUUGACCCCAAUCACGCUGUCUUUGAACUUGUUCCUCCAGAAUUUGGUAACUUCAUACAAUGUUGCUAUGAUGAGCUAGGUCACCCUCUUGUCAACCACCAGUCAGCAUGGACUGUCUACUUGGACUUACACCACAUCAUUUCUCAGCUCUAUGAGCAGCUGCCACAAAUAGUGCUCACUGACAAAGACAAUGAUCCCUUACCACUCCUGGAGAACCAUCAAGACUUGCCAUUUCAUGAGGAUGAGGAUGGAGCCUAUUAUAUGGGUGGUGUAGGCAGGAGAUUGGGUCUUGAUGAAUCACAUUCACAACAACUGGAUGCACUUGCACAGGAAGAUGAACCUGAUGUAUCUGUUGUUGAAGAGAAAAACCUGGAAGGGCUUGACCAUGCUGGUCUGGUGGUCUGGGAGUUUUCUGACAAUGAAGAUGAGGAUGUGGUAGAUGAAUGGUAG
Suillus subaureus is the source of this 819-nucleotide messenger RNA. RefSeq lists its product as uncharacterized. Bases 1 to 819 code for a protein of 272 amino acids. The record is from RefSeq and is a predicted model, not a curated record. The transcript is spliced from 7 exons. NCBI's taxonomy places the organism in Eukaryota, Fungi, Basidiomycota, Agaricomycetes, Boletales, Suillaceae.